This is a messenger RNA of Mus pahari (shrew mouse), 4920 nucleotides long. It is a transcript of the gene Acer2, whose product is annotated as alkaline ceramidase 2. The record is from RefSeq and is a predicted model, not a curated record. The transcript has 6 exons. Lineage: Eukaryota; Metazoa; Chordata; Mammalia; Rodentia; Muridae. Bases 96 to 923 code for a protein of 275 amino acids. Gene Ontology annotation, cellular component: membrane. Gene Ontology annotation, molecular function: hydrolase activity, acting on carbon-nitrogen (but not peptide) bonds, in linear amides. Gene Ontology annotation, biological process: ceramide metabolic process.
CCGCACCGCAUAAAGCCACAGACGCACAGUGUGCCUAGCAGCCGCUCGGGCUGGUCUCCGCUGCAGAGAAGCUGCUCCGAUGCUCCAGAGCGGCCAUGGGCGCCCCGCACUGGUGGGACCACCUGCGGGCUGGCAGUUCAGAGGUAGAUUGGUGCGAGGACAACUACACCAUCGUGCCUGCCAUCGCCGAGUUCUACAACACGAUCAGCAACAUCUUGUUUUUCAUUUUACCACCCAUCUGCAUGUGCUUGUUCCGCCAGUACGCAGCGUGCUUCAACAGCGGCAUCUACUUAAUAUGGACGCUCCUAGUUGUAGUGGGGAUUGGAUCUGUCUACUUCCAUGCAACUCUGAGUUUCCUGGGUCAGAUGCUUGAUGAACUUGCCAUUCUUUGGGUUCUGAUGUGUGCUUUGGCCAUGUGGUUUCCCAGGAGGUAUUUACCAAAGAUCUUUCGGAAUGACAGGGGCAGGUUCAAGGCAGUGGUGUGUGUCCUGUCUGCAAUUACAACGUGCCUAGCGUUUGUCAAGCCCGCCAUCAACAAUAUCUCUCUGAUGAUUCUGGGAGUUCCGUGCACUGCGUUGCUUGUUGCAGAGCUGAAGAGGUGUGACAAUGUGCGUGUGUUUAAGCUGGGCCUCUUCUCUGGCCUCUGGUGGACUCUGGCUCUCUUCUGCUGGAUCAGCGACCGAGCCUUCUGUGAGCUGCUGUCCUCCUUUCACUUCCCCUACCUGCACUGCGUGUGGCAUAUUCUCAUCUGCCUUGCUGCGUACCUGGGCUGUGUGUGCUUCGCCUACUUUGAUGCUGCCUCAGAGAUACCUGAACAAGGCCCAGUCAUCAGAUUCUGGCCCAGCGAGAAAUGGGCUUUUAUUGGUGUCCCCUAUGUGUCCCUCCUGUGUGCCCACAAGAAGUCACCAGUCAAGAUCACGUGAUGGCAAGGCAGUGACCAGCUCUCUACCUACUUGUAUUCGAGUGUGCGCUGGGCUUUGUUUGCUAGCAAAGAUGGCAGAGGGGGUUGAGGAAUUGGUGUGGUGUGGGUGUUUAAAAUUCUGCUCCUUUAUGAUCUAACUGGACCACCGUGCCUGACUUCCCCAGGUUGGGAAACGGAAGGCUCAGGGACACAAGGUGACUCCCUCAGUAUCCUUUCCAGGCACACGGGCUUGCUGGGUUAUGUCCAUAAUGACAAUGACAUCGACAGAGUAAUUCUUUGGGAGACCUAGGGCAGCCCAAAGCUUCUUGCUGGAGAAGGUGGCUCGCUGUAGAUCCCACCAUUUCCAGACUCUCUCUUUACACAGGACUCAACCCCCUGAUAUACAAGACCUUCUGAUUGUGUGAUGGAAGGUUCCAGAACUUUUCAUUUUACCAGGAAAAACUGUCCUUUCAACAAAACCAAGUGGGCAAGAUACACGUGGGGGCAGUGACUAAGGCAGGUGGCUUGUCACUCGUACCUCUUAGCUUUCCCAGGUUCUCCAUGUGUUUGUGGAUCCUUCCACUACCUCUGCUGAGAGAUGGAGCCACAGCUUCAGAGGGCAAAGCCGGUCACACCCUCUAUGCCAAAAGCUACCCUCCACUUUAAGCACACAUUAAAUACUGACACUAUUUCUGCUCUUCCAGAGUGCAGCGGCCUCAGACCCACAGAGAAUCCUUCAGGUGUGGAGAUUCCACACACAGCCCCCUCUUGUGACCUCUGUGAGAGCAAGGCAGCUCUGGGGGGUUUGACUGUGGAGCUCCUGUGAAGAUCUUGUAAAGCUUUUCUUAUCGGAAGCUUUCGGUGUGUUGUAGUCUCCCUAAGACGUGGGCCUCCUGGGGAUGUAGCCUCCCUAGGGUGUGGGCCUCCAGCUUUUGUUUCCAUAAUCCCUGGUGCUAACUGGUUUCUCAGAGCACUUUGCUCUUCUUGCUGAUGCUGGGCAGUCACUACACUCUGAUUGGCUGGCUGGGGAUCACAGGUAGGUAGGGGCAGACUUUGACAUGAGAGUCUCUCACCUGCAUCCUACUGUCUUCACUGGGCUAUCUUCAGGGUAGGAGGUGGGUCUGGGGUAUCUCAGGGAUGUUUGUAACUCAGGCACCUUCUGCUUUCUGACAUUCCAUUGUCCAUGGUGGGACAGCGCUCAGGGGACUGGAGUUGGAACACCUUCCUGAGUGGUGUCCUGAGUCUGAAGGAGCUAGCUGCUGGUACUGGCACUUCCAGGAACUCACUCUGUUUAGAACCCUCACAGGGUACAAAGUGGGAACUGGACUUAAGAGGUUUUAAAUGAAUAGACUUCGUUCUGCUUUUGUGGCUUUGGAGUUUUAGAAGUGACUUGCUGGGCUAUUCCUUGUUUAUAGUGACAAAUAUUUAUAGAACAUGAAUGUGUAAAAUAAGUUGUCUUUUAUUAAAUUUAAAGCAUUUACCAAAUCCCCCAGGCAGCAAACACAGUCAUUUGAUUGGCGAUUUUACAAGGCAGGAAUACUUGGUUCUGAAUGAUUGUAUAUAUCAUUUUUACUCCAGCUUAAAAUAGGUUUAAAAUGAUUUUGAGUUAGAUAUUUGUGGUAACCUAGGGGUUCGUGGACCAGAAUUGCGGCUGAGUCCUUUGGUUUUUUUGAGUCUAGAAUUUUUCAGAGUGCAAAAUCAAGCUAGCCUUGUUUCCGGUUCAUCUUACCAGGCACAGGAGCUGCCCUUAUAUAUAUAUAUAUAUAUAUAUAUUCUACACUGUUUAAAUGUCCUGAAGAUGACAUUGAGCUGCCUUCAUCUGGAAGGGUCGUCUGGGGCUUGAGAGUGUGUUCAGCAGUUAAGAACACAUGUUGCUCUCUCCCAGAGGACCCAGCCGUGAUCCCCAGGGAGCUCGUGAAGCUCAUAACCCGAAACUCCAGCCCUGGGGCAUCCGACGACCUCUUCUGACUUCUAAGGGCAUGGAGCAUGCAUGUGGUACACAUAUACAGACAGGCAGGCAAAGCAUUUGUACCUGUAAAGUAAUAAAUGAACAAGUUAAUCAGAAGGCUGAAGGAAAGGGGUUUUAGAUGCAAGGUUUAGUGUGUCCUGAGGGCCCGUCCAUAGCAUCAGUGGUGUCCUCAAAGUCAGGGAAGAACCAUUUCUUUUUUUAUCAGGAAGAGGACUUAGUCCCUAGGGACUCUGCCGACAUCCCUAGGUAUAGGGAUAAAAUAAUGAUGGAUGUGCGUGAACAUGAUUGGGGGCAAGGAGCUGAGCGCCUGACUCCACUCAGUGGACCACUUCCCCAGGUGUGUCCUACCAUAGCUGGCUUGGGAGGGAGCGUGUUAGGGCAAACAUCUUUUUUUCCCCUUCCGUCUGAGACAGAGCUUUGCCUUUCUCAUGUCUCAGGCUGGCAUCAAUACUCACGCUAUAGCCCAGGCUAGCCUCAAGCUGAUGGUGAAACCCCAAGUGCUAAGUAUAACUAUAGGGGCGAGGUACCACACCCAUCUUAAACAGAAAUCUCUCCAGCUUUCAAGCAUGGGCCUGACCAGUCAAGGGAGCAGAUAUCUAUGAAUCUAAUUUUGAGCUGGGCUUUGGACACUGAUCACUUUUUUUUUAAAAUGAAAGCUUUACACGUUCAAAGGAAAUUGGGACACUACAGAAAAGCAGCAGAAGAAAGCGUUACUCUACCUCUCUUGCCUUAGAGCCUCCAUCGCUGACAUUUUGGCUUUGGGGAGUGUUUCCUUCCUAUCCUUUCUGGCCUACUACAGCUACAAUGAGAUGUCGUUUGGACCAUCUAUCCUUGAAUAGAUGCACACCAGCAUUUUCAUGGAGAGCUAGCCUUCUCUCCUAUGCUGACGGCUGCAUUCCGAGCUCACCGCUGGAGCUACCUUUCCUGGGAAGCCUGACUGGAGAGGCUCCUAAGACAUGAACUGAUUUUGGCUUUGCAGUGUAACACUUCACAUUUGGAUCACAGUGAACGGCUGUUAAAGCUCCGACUUCAUGGAUUCUAGUGUGUUGUUGUAAGGACAAACGGAGCCCGGUAACCAAUGUGCACUCCAGAAUCUGCUCCCUUCUGGUAGAGAUGACAUCGAUGAGCGAUGUCCUGACCACUGUUCCCAGCAUGGGUGUUGGGCUCUGUUCUGUUCCGAAUCUGCCUGAGAUCUCAGGACAGAGGAAGCCAUGAAUGUUACCAAGUGGCCAUGGCUGUCAGUGAUUUUACAGUUUUGAUCCAUUGCUGGGUUUUAGGAGAUGAAUUCUUCUCUCUUUAGUGCCCCGUGAUGCCAAAGCCAGCCCUUCAGAAGUGUUCUUUCUGUCCUCUUCCCUUUGUAAUGUGAUCCACACGGGGAAAUGGGUGUCUAUCCAGUGAAAAGUGCCUACACCAGUCACGGGUCAACAGUGUUGUGUUGAGGAUCAAACAUGGUUCUGUAAGAAUCCUGCCACCCAUUCUAUUGGUUGGAAUUCUCAGGGGUCUGAAUCUUUUCCCAACCCCCACCCAGAGCCAACACUGGGCUUUGAACCUUCUCUGGCUCUCUUCUUCCCUCAGGUCUGACAACUAAUGGUCUCUGGGGACACCCAGCUAGGGCCCUCCCCCUAGCUCCUUAUUCAGCUGAACUUGGAUUCUUCCCAACCAGGGCUUGACCUGGAUGCUGUUAGUCCCACUGGCCAAUAACACAUCUUUGGCCAGAUUGGGAUUCUCAAUAGAUUUUAUAGACAUUAUUCUCCCCCAGACUUUAAAACAUAGCUUGUGUCUUUCCCUACACAUCAGGUCAGAUUUAAAACUAUUUUAUAACCACAAUAAUUAAACCAAGCAAAUAGAGUACUUUCAGAUAUACACUGUGUUUUGUACUUUAUGUAGAGUGUGCUAUGUAUAGGUGGUAUGUACCCUGGCUGAGGUAAUGUUAAUCAUAGCUCUGGAAGGAUUUGCAGACCUUUUGCACUUUAUGCUUUUUUGUGUGAACUCUGAUAACCAUGGUCAAUAUUAAAGCCAUUAGCUGGCAUUUUCUGUGAAUAAACAUGCA